UCUCAGAAGCCGGCAAUGACCGCCCGCGCCCUCCUCGCGGGUGGGCUUCGGGACCCCGGGCUCUGCGCCCCCACGCGGGAGACUCCGUCUCCGCCCGGCCUUCCCCGGACGCCGUCCCGGCCCCGGCCUCUGCUCCGGCCCCGGCCUCUGCUGCGCCCCCUGCUGCUGCUGCCGCUGCUGCUCCUGCCGCGCCCCGCCCUCUCCGCUGUGUUCACAGUUGGGGUGCUGGGCCCCUGGGCCUGCGACCCCAUCUUCGCCCGUGCCCGCCCGGACCUGGCCGCCCGCCUGGCCGCCGCCCGCCUGAACCACGAAGCUGCCCUGGAGGACGGCCCCCGCUUCGAGGUCGCGCUGCUGCCCGAGCCGUGCCGGACGCCGGGCUCGCUGGGGGCGGUAUCCUCCGCGCUCACCCGCGUCUCGGGCCUCGUGGGGCCGGUGAACCCCGCAGCCUGCCGGCCGGCGCAGCUACUAGCUCAAGAGGCGGGGAUCGCCCUGGUUCCCUGGGGCUGCCCCGGAAUGCGGGCGGCGGGCACCACGGCUCCCGCGGUGACGCCCGCGGCGGAUGCGCUCUACGCCCUCCUGCGCGCGUUCCGCUGGGCGCACGUGGCCGUGGUCACCGCCCCCCAGGACCUGUGGGUGGAGGCGGGACGCGCACUUUCCACGGCGCUCAGGGCCCGGGGUCUGCCCGUUGCCCUGGUGACCUCUAUGGAGCCCUCGGACCUGUCUGGAGCCCGGGAGGCCCUGAGGAGGGUCCAAGGUGGACCCAGAGUCAGAGCAGUGAUCAUGGUGAUGCACUCGGUCCUGCUGGGCGGUGAGGAGCAGCGCUGCCUGCUGGAGGCUGCAGAGGAGCUGGGCUUGGCUGAUGGGUCCCUGGUCUUCCUGCCCUUCGACACGCUGCACUACGCCUUGUCUCCAGGCCCGGACGCCUUGGCCGUGCUCGCCAACAGCUCACAGCUUCGCAAGGCCCACGAUGCUGUGCUCACCCUCACGCGUCACUGUCCCCCGGGAGGCAGCGUGCUGGACAGUCUGCGCAGGGCCCAAGAGCAUCAGGAGCUGCCCCCUGACCUCAAUCUGCAGCAGGUAUCCCCUCUCUUCGGCACCAUCUAUGACUCGGUCUUCUUGUUGGCCGGGGGCGUGGCGCGAGCGCGGGCGGCCGCAGGUGGCGGCUGGGUGUCCGGAGCAGCCGUGGCCCGCCACGUCCGGGAUGCCCAGGUCCCCGGCUUCUGUGGGGCCCUGGGAGGAGCCGAGGAGCCCUCCUUUGUGCUGCUGGACACGGAUGCAGCUGGGGACCGGCUGUUCACCACAUACGUGCUGAACCCCACCCGGGGCUUCUUCCGCUCCGCCGGAACCCCGGUGCAUUUUCCUAGAGGGGGACGGGGGCCUGGGCCCGACCCCUCGUGUUGGUUCGACCCAGACGUCAUCUGCAACGGAGGGGUGGAGCCCGGCGUCGUCUUUCUCGGCUUCCUCCUGGUGGUUUUGAUGGGGCUGACAGGGGCCUUCCUGGCCCAUUAUUUUAGGCACCGGCUACUUCACAUCCAAAUGGUCUCCGGCCCCAACAAGAUCAUCCUGACUCUGGAUGACGUCACCUUCCUCCCCCCGCAGAGGAGCAGCUCUCGGAAGGUGGCCCAGGGGAGUCGAUGGAGUCUGGCCGCCCGCAGCUUGUCAGACGUUCGCAGCAUCCACAGCCAGAGCCCGGAUUACACCAACAUUGGCCUCUAUGAGGGAGACUGGGUUUGGCUGAAGAAAUUCCCGGGGGAACAGCACAUAGCUAUCCGCCCAGCGACCAAGAUGGCCUUCUCCAAGAUCCGGGAGCUCCGGCAUGAGAACGUGGCCCUCUACCUGGGGCUCUUCCUGGCCGGGGGAGCUGGCGGUGCCGCGGCCCCCGGGGAAGGGAUGCUGGCUGUGGUCUCAGAGCACUGUGCCCGUGGCUCCCUCCAAGACCUCCUCGCUCAGAGAGACAUAAAGCUGGACUGGAUGUUCAAGUCCUCCCUCCUACUGGACCUCAUCAAGGGAAUAAGGUAUCUGCACCAUCGAGGCGUGGCCCACGGGCGGCUGAAGUCACGGAACUGCGUGGUGGACGGGAGGUUCGUGCUUAAAGUCACCGACCACGGUCAUGGGCGACUGCUGGAAGCGCAGAGGGUGUUACCGGAGCCUCCCAGCGCGGAGGACCAGCUAUGGACAGCCCCGGAGCUGCUUCGGGACCCGGCCCUGGAGCGCCGGGGAACGCUGGCCGGCGACGUCUUCAGUCUGGGCAUCAUCAUGCAAGAGGUCGUGUGCCGCAGCGCCCCUUACGCCAUGCUGGAGCUGACUCCCGAGGAAGUGGUGAAGAGGGUACAGAGCCCCCCUCCGCUGUGUCGGCCCUCGGUGUCCAUGGACCAGGCGCCCAUGGAGUGCAUCCAGCUGAUGAAACAGUGCUGGGCAGAGCAGCCGGAACUUCGGCCCUCCAUGGACCGCACCUUCGAGCUGUUCAAGAGCAUCAACAAGGGCCGGAAGAUGAACAUCAUUGACUCGAUGCUGCGGAUGCUGGAGCAGUACUCCAGCAACCUGGAGGACCUGAUCCGGGAGCGCACUGAGGAGCUGGAGCUGGAAAAGCAGAAGACAGACCGGCUGCUCACACAGAUGCUGCCUCCGUCUGUGGCUGAGGCGCUGAAGAUGGGGACACCUGUGGAGCCCGAGUAUUUCGAGGAGGUGACACUGUACUUCAGUGACAUUGUGGGUUUCACCACCAUCUCAGCCAUGAGUGAGCCCAUCGAAGUGGUGGACCUGCUCAAUGACCUCUACACGCUCUUUGACGCCAUCAUCGGCUCCCAUGAUGUCUACAAGGUGGAGACAAUCGGGGACGCCUAUAUGGUGGCCUCAGGGCUGCCCCAACGGAACGGGCAGCGGCAUGCAGCAGAGAUCGCCAACAUGGCUCUGGACAUCCUCAGUGCCGUGGGCACCUUCCGCAUGCGGCACAUGCCCGAGGUGCCCGUGCGCAUCCGCAUCGGCCUGCACUCGGGCCCGUGCGUGGCGGGCGUGGUGGGCCUCACCAUGCCGCGGUACUGCCUGUUUGGGGACACGGUCAACACCGCCUCGCGCAUGGAGUCCACCGGGCUGCCUUACCGCAUCCACGUGAACCGGAGCACCGUGGAGAUUCUCUGCGCCCUAAACGAGGGCUUCCAGACCGAGGUGCGGGGUCGCACGGAGCUGAAGGGCAAGGGCUGCGAGGAAACGUACUGGCUGGUGGGCAGACGCGGCUUCGACAAGCCCAUCCCCAAACCGCCUGACCUGCAACCGGGGGCCAGCAACCACGGCAUCAGCUUGCAGAGUAUCCCGCCUGAGCGGCGCCAGAAGCUGGAGAAGGCGAGGCCGGGCCAGUUUUCCGGAAAGUGAGGCUGGGCCUGGGACAAGGUACUACCCCCUUGGCUCCCACGCCCCACAGACCCCGGGGGCUACACACAUGCUUCCUGGAGGACGGGCACCUCUUCCCCAGCCUGAGGACCUAGCCCUGCCUGCCUGCAGAACGUCCCACUCAAGCCAGGUGUCCCCAUCCUUCUCUGACUUGGUGAGCCCAGGCUGGUUCCUAAACCCAGGGAUUUCCCAGCCACAGGGACCCUGGUUCGGUAGGUCUGGAGUGGGCCAGGAGUCCAGACUCGAGAAUGACUCUCCCCUACUGAGGUGAACCCCCGUGACCCCUUUCCAUGGUUUCCCUCUGAAACACUCCUCUCUCCCUCAGGAUUAUUCCAGAAGGUCCUUUUCCUGAAAGUUGCUGCUGUAGGUGACCAAAAGUCUGGCUAAUACCAGUGGCUUCCGUCCAGCUCUGCCUCAAAGGAUUCUGAGCCUUUGCAAGAGCUGGUUGCAAACCAGCUGUGUGACCCUGGGAAAGUCUCAUGCACUCUCUGGGCUUGGUUUCCCCUCCGUGGUAAAAUGAAGAGUGGCCUACCUAGGUGGUUUCCAUACCCUCCGGCCCUGACAGCUGGCCUUCAGAAUGGUUGGCCUUGGGGUACAGGGCACUGGGCACGUGGCCUCCAGCCCCAGUGACCCUGAGCCCAUCAGAAAGGCCCCAGGAAGGAGGAUCUGGGAUUGGAUGCCCCAACCCCAGAGGAGGUGGAGACCACCUAUUCCACCAGAGCAGGGGUGUCGUGUGGCCUGAGGAUUUGAGGGCUUCUCCAUCCCCCUCCUUCUUCUGUGGCAUAACCACAUACUUUGCCCAAGUGCAGAGAAAAGCUUGUUGCAAAGCUUUGGGGAAACGAAGGUAAACAAACUCCAUAAAACCUCUCCUAACCAGAACACCCAGGAAUAGUAGUAUUCUCUGUUUAACCGGGCGCCGCUGAGCAGGCAGUUGAACAGAAAAUCCUCCCAGCUUAGAUCUUUGCGACAAGUAUCAACCCCUCCCAUCCCAGUAAGUCCCCAGGUAAAGCUUCUUUUGUGGAACUCUGAUGUCCCAGAGCCUGAGCCUUGGCAUAUUGGACUCUGGGUGGCCUUCGCCAUUGCUGCAGAACCUGGCAGAAGUUAGCAGCAGCUGUAGCCAACGCAGGCUGUCACUAGGUGGUGAGCCUCCAGUCCCUGGAGAUGUGCAAGCAGAACUGGAGACCUCUUUGAGCAGGGAGAGAACGGUCAGAGGGACUUCCUAGGCGGAAGGAUGAACUAAAUCCUCACCACACAGUGUGGUAGGUAGGCCAGCAGCAGCGACAUCGCCUGGGAGCUUGUUAGCAACGCAGAAUCUCAGGCCCAGGCGUAUUGCAACAGAAUCUACACCCUAACAGAGUUCCUUCAGAGUAUUUCUAUGCACGUUAAAGUUUCUGAGUCAGAGAACUAAAGGAUCCUAGGAUCCCUAAAAUCUCAGAACUGCUAAGAUUUCAUAAAAACCAGCCUAGAAACUAGCCCUGAGACUUGUUUCGUUUGAUCAAUGAAGUGGUUUUGUUUUUGUUUUGAGCUAACAUUUAGAAAUCAAGAGGUACCACAUUGUAAACAUGGCUGCCAAAUUUCCCUCUUCUCUGAAAUCAAAGCCCCGCAGGGGCGAUUGCUGACUUCCUGCUGGAGCGAAAGAGCAACCGUCCCCACGUCCCGUCUCUCCAGGGUUUCGCUUUUCUGUUCUCACCACGGGGAGUGGAGUGCCCACCACUCCCCGUGGACUCCGAGACACCAAGAUUUUCUGAACAUCUCUUAUGUACCUGUCCAGAGCCUGUAGACGUUAGACCUCAGGACUCUGGAGUAGCUGAUGUUAGGAUUACAGGCACUGCUGGAGAUCGCUUUGCCUGGCUCGUAAAGUCCACAAGUUCAAUGGUCUGCCCCUCCUUCCUAAAGGUAGAGGAAGAACAGACAAGAUACCUAGAAUCCAGCACUUGUAGGUUCUGGUUACUAAGGUGGUGCUGCUAUAGUGAGUAAUAUAGUAUAAUUUAAAGAACAUUUUUAACCGAGUUCAGAGAUGAUGAAUUAAAGAUUUUUUUAAAAACCCU
Aethalodelphis obliquidens (Pacific white-sided dolphin) is the source of this 5435-nucleotide messenger RNA. It is a transcript of the gene GUCY2D, whose product is annotated as guanylate cyclase 2D, retinal. The record is from RefSeq and is a predicted model, not a curated record. The transcript is spliced from 18 exons. Bases 16 to 3369 code for a protein of 1117 amino acids. Gene Ontology annotation, biological process: protein phosphorylation; intracellular signal transduction; receptor guanylyl cyclase signaling pathway. Gene Ontology annotation, cellular component: plasma membrane. Lineage: Eukaryota; Metazoa; Chordata; Mammalia; Artiodactyla; Delphinidae. Gene Ontology annotation, molecular function: guanylate cyclase activity; adenylate cyclase activity; protein kinase activity.